Clupea harengus (Atlantic herring) is the source of this 5722-nucleotide messenger RNA. It is a transcript of the gene mfhas1, whose product is annotated as multifunctional ROCO family signaling regulator 1. Gene Ontology annotation, molecular function: protein binding. Gene Ontology annotation, cellular component: cytoplasm. The record is from RefSeq and is a predicted model, not a curated record. Lineage: Eukaryota; Metazoa; Chordata; Actinopteri; Clupeiformes; Clupeidae.
CUUGAUUCUGACGCAGUGUAAUAGGCGGUGCUGGUGUUUUCCUCCGAGUAAUUGAGACUGCAGUCAGCGAGAACACACACACUCAUACACAGAGGCGGAGGUAGCUCAAGCUGAGAGGGACGAGGCACCGUGCGGUUAGUGAUUUGAAUCGAAUUUAUUUGCCUACUAAAUGUCUGAACGAGCUUGAAUGCGGUGGUACUGGAGCACGCACUGGCAGUGCCAGGCGAACCGUGUGCCCUCCAAACUGGACCCGUUUCACCUUUGAAUUGGCGGUGGGUUUCGUGUGUCCUGUAACGUUACUAGUCGAUGGCGCAGCGCGUGAGGAUGUUUGGAACACUGCUGUAUCGUCUUGGGCGCUCGGAAGCAGUUGAAAAGCUCAAUGGAUUUUGUGCUCGGGAUGUAUUUGGCUGUGUUGUUGUUGUUACGUUUCCUUGGAACCUUGAACCCGUGAGGACUUCCGCACAGUGCAUGGGAAUCGAUGAAGCAUGCGGAGCGAUCACCAUGUUGCCAGGAUAAAUGAUUGCUCCCAAUGAAAACAAGGAGGAGGGGUCUAGCUGCAGUACCAUGGCUGAAAAUGAGAACAAUCUAAAGACGGCCAGGUUAUGGAGAGAUGCAGCUUUGCGCUCUAGAAAGCUGAGGAGUAACCUGCGCCAGCUUACCCUCAGCACUAAAAAUAGCCAAAAAAUCACUCUCCCCGAAAACAUCAAGGACAUCGAGGUUCUGAAUGUGGGUAAUAACUGCCUUCAGGAGCUCCCCGAGGGGCUGGGGUCAACGUUGACGAAACUGCGUAUCCUCAUCCUUCGCAGGAACAAGUUUGCCACUGUACCCCAGGCCGUCUUUCAGCUCAACCAGUUGGUGGAGCUGGAUAUCAGCCAUAAUUGCCUGAGUCAUUUUUCAGAAGAUAUUGUGCUGCUCAAGGGCUUGAAAAAGCUCUGCAUGAGCCACAACAAGAUCCAGUACCUGCCCUCGGGAAUUGGGAGUCUACAGUGCUUGGAGGAGCUGGAUAUCAGUUUCAAUGAGCUCCACGAUUUCCCCAGGUCCUUCUCUCAGCUCAGGAAGCUCCGCACACUGGAUGCGGACCACAACAAGCUACACCAUUUUCCUCUGGAAAUCCUAGCUUUGAAUGACCUGGAGGAACUAGACUGCUCCGGCAAUAAAUUUGAGUGUCUCCCUAAUAACAUUAUGAUGCUGGAGUCAAUCAAAAUCAUGUGGCUUAGCAAUACACUAAUAUCCUUUUUACCAGAGACUUUCAGUGACCUGCGAAACCUGGAGAGUCUGAUGCUGGACGGUAACGUGUUGACAGCGCUGCCUCAGUCUUUUUGGAAACUACAAAAACUGAAAAUGCUUAAUCUCUCUUCAAACCUUUUUGAAAAUUUCCCACAGGUCAUCCUCAGAAUCAGUGUGCUGGAAGAGCUGUAUUUGAGCAGAAAUAGACUGACGUUUCUUCCAGAGGAGCUGGGUCAGCUGGUCAGGUUGGCCAAUUUGUGGCUGGACAAUAACAAAAUCACAUUUCUACCAGACUCCAUUGUGGAUCUGGAGAGACUUGAGGAGCUUGUUUUACAGGGUAACCAAAUCGCCAUUCUUCCAGACAACUUUGGAAAGCUUGCUAAAGUGAACAUUUGGAAGGUUAAGGAUAAUCCCCUCAUACAACCUCCCUAUGAGGUCUGUAUGAAAGGUAUACCUUACAUAGCAGCCUAUCAGAAAGAGCUGGCCAACUCACAGCCUGCUGUGAAACCCAGAUUAAAACUGGUGUUAAUGGGGCAGAAGAAUGCUGGAAAAACAUGCCUCAGGCAGUGUGUUGUCAGCAAAGCACAGGAUGCAAAGUCACAGGCGGGAAACAAAGGCAUCGAUGUGACGAACUGGGUGGCAGAUGUCGCCAGAAGUCUCACGUUUAUAGUCUAUGACCUGUCAGGGAUGCAGAACUACGAUCUGAUCAAGCCCUUUUUCCUCUCCCCGGGGGCUCUCUACAUCCUGGUGGUAAAUUUGAAAACAUAUACGCCCAAAAGCUUCAAAGACCACGUGGGCUUCUUCCUCCACCUGCUGAGUGCCAAGGUGCCCCACGCAGUGGUGCUGAUGGUGGGCACGCACACGGACCUGUGCGAGGAGGUGGAGCUGGAGGAGAAGUGCUUGGACAUCCACCGGCAGAUCUCCCUGCAGGAACGUCACGACACCGACUGCCUACAGAGCAUGGCCCAGCAGGUGGAUGAAGCGCUGGAGCUGGGUUACGACGUGCGCACGUCCAGCCCGCACGUACUCUUCUACGGCGUCUCCGACAAGAACCUGCGGCGCAAGAAGGCGCAGCUGCAGUAUCUGCUCAACCACCGACUGCAGAUCCUCUCGCCGGUGCUGCACGUGAGCUGCACUGAGUCGCGGAGGAACAUCGAGAGACUGAAGGAGAAGCUCAUGUCGGUCGCCGACCACCGGGAGAUCUUCCCCAACCUCCACCGCGUGCUGCCCAAGUCCUGGCAGAUGCUGGAGGAGCUGCAUUUUAAGCCACAAGACCUGUGGUUGUCCUGGUGGGACUCUGCACGCCUGGGCCUCCAGGCGGGGCUGACCGAGGACCGGCUGCAGAGUGCGCUCUCCUACCUGCACGAGAGCGGCAAACUGCUCUACUUCGAGGACAGCCUCACGCUGAAGGAGUACGUCUUCCACAACCUGCCGCGCUUCAUCGCCAUCCUUAAUGUCUUCUUCCAGAGGGACGCAGCCACCAUGCUGGAGCGUCUGCUGGCUGAGGCCGAUGGGGAGGACCGUGUGCGGGCAUCCCAGAUGAAGCACCUGGCUGAGGGUUUCCUCCAGACCGGCCUGCUCCCCUCUAACGUGAUCCGGCUGCUGCUGCAGCCACUUGUGCAGACGCAGCAGGACCUGACGCUCAUCAUGGAGCUGCUGGAGAAGAUGGGCGUGUGCUAUUGCAUCAACAAGCCCCGCACGAAGCCACUCAAUGGCGCAACCGUGUGGUACAAGUUCCCCAGCCACGUCAGCAAUGAGGAGCCCCACGCCCACGCCCAGGACUCGUGGGCAAGUGGGUCAGCCUCGCCCGUCUCCAGCCAGUUCUUCUCCGUGGAGCAGCUGCAGAUCGAGUACAGCUUCCCCUUUAUGUUCCCCCCGGGGCUGUUCGCUCGCUACAGCGCCCAGAUCAACGCCCACGUGGUGCAGCGCUCCGAUAGCCGGCACCAGAUCUUUGCCUACCGUGGCAAAGUGCCGGUUGUGGUCAGCUAUCGGCCUUCCCGCACCAGGCUGCAGGCCGAGGGGCUGUCCAUAACCAGCUACGCAUCUUUGCCAAAUAUCUGGACAGCUUGGCAGGCCAUCACCCCCCUGGUGGAAGAGUUGAAUGUCCUUCUGCAGGAAUGGCCAGGCCUUUACUACUCUGUGCAUGUCCUGUGCUCCAAGUGCCUGAAAAGAGGUUCGCCAAACCCACAUACCUUCCCAGGCGAGCUCCUGAGCCAGCCCCGCCCAGAGGGCCUGACUGAAAUCAUCUGCCCUAAGAACGGCUCUGAGCGGGUCAACGUGGCGCUGGUGUACCCCCCCACCCCCACCGUGGUCAGCCCCUGUCUCAAAUGACUCUCUUUUCUCUCGUGGCUUACCCCCUCCGCGCCCCCUCUCAGUAUCCCCAGCUCCCCUUGGCCCUCUCCAGAACACAGACCCCCACCUGCUCAGGAGAACACAGCUCGACUGCACACACACACACACACACACAGACGGGCCGACACACAAAAGUUGAAUGAUUCUUGCUCAUUCAUUUUGUCAGAGUUGGAUGGUCACUUGUGCAGCACCCAUGAUAUACAUAUGAAGACUUGCCAUGGAAAGAUUGCCAUGGCUAAAAACCCCCCUGAUAGGUGGGCAUGGCCAAAACAGGAAUGCCAUGGCAUAAAGAGAUUCCUGUUUUGUCACGUUAAUCACUCACUUGUAGUACAUGUGCUGCACAGACUGCGCCUCCCCAACCAAAGCUGUGUUCAUUGGCCUGCACAGUCUUUCCCUUUGUUCAUUAAUUUCUUUUGUUUCUUCUUUUUUGUAUUUUUUCUUGGCAGGGUAAUCGUCUCUGACUACCGGUCCUCAGUCUUAGAGACUGCUGAACUGAAACCAGCACCAUCCUCUCGCUACUGGUGUGUGGGACGGACGAUUGGUUACAGGCCCCUUUUUUCUUUGACACUCCCCCCAGGGGGCUAAAGUUAUAGCCACAGUGCCUGCACCGUCACAGUUGUGUGUGUGUGUGUGUGUGUGUGUGUGUGUGUGUGUGUGUGUGUGUUGCAGCACACAGAUAGGUAUCUCCUGUCACACAGCAUCGACAUAUACAGGUUUGGGCCAGAGAGGAAAGCAUUAUGUGAGUGACAUCUGUGGGAGGAGAGCAGGGGCAGAGGCUGGUGGAUACAUGGAUGGAUGGGGGAGAGGACAGGAUGUCAUGUUGGAGAGAAAACAGCUUCCUUGAAUGAUUGAGACUGGAUUGAGGGGCAUAUGGCUUGUGGACUAUUGAAGCUUGUGACACUCACUCACUUAACUCACUCACUCACUCACUCACUCACACACACACACUGACCCUCACAAAGGCGCAAACCAAACACUGACAUCAGAGAGUUUUUAUUUCAAGACCCCCCAUAUCAAAGUGCUGGGUUAGCGGGAUAGCAACCACAAAUUCAGUACAACCUGUAUUCAUAACCUGCAUUGAAAUUCAUGACGUUCAGCACAUUAUAAACAUCUCCCAACAUGACAACAUAUGGAAAAUGCACCAUGUGUGGUGUUCUCUGUAUGUAUGGACUCCUCUGAAAGAUAAAGCCUGGACUGGUUGUCAGCACCUACUGUCGCCACGGAGAUUAACGCACCAAACAGCUCGUCAGUAGAGACAGGAGAAGACCAUCAUCCUCCAGGACAUGAACAGUUCUCUUGUGAUUAUCCUGUGAUGAGUAAUCCAAAUUUGAGUUCAGCUCCUGUGCUGUGCUGUCAACACCUAGAAUAGUGCCCAGUUGUUGUUUGUGAUAGCUAUGCUACGCCUUCAAUGUUUCAUCGCCAUUUUGUACAUUAUGUUUGACUGCCCUCAGACUGAUCAGACCACAGGCCCAACAGUAUGACUGUCAGUAGUGUUCUGAAAUAGGAGGCAUCUCCUUACAAGCCAAGGAUGUGACAUUUUAGUGGAUUAUGGAAAGGGGUUUGGAUAUAUCAUGCCCCUGUGCAGUUAUCUGAUUUGUUUCUGUGAGUUGAGCACUAAAAACGGUUUUAAGCAUUGUUCCAAAAAAAAUGUGUAUAUUUGAGUGUACAUACAAAAGUGUACAGAGACGUUAAAAAGGAAGAUGUUGAAAGUGUGUUGAGUUGGCCAACAGGUCAUUAAUCAACACUCAGCUAUGUCACAAAUGACAAAAAAGAAUCCAUUUCAGUAGUUUCCAUGUAGGGAAUGGGGGAGGGGGGGACAUACUGUAAUAUGUCAAAUGUUGACACCUUUUGUAUAUAAUAUUUUUAUUUUUGUAAGUUGACUGAAGGUUGUCACGAUCCACUUUUUCAGCGUUAAUCAGAAUUGAGCAUUGUGCAUGAUCCACGUGCUCGAUGUCAGAAUGUACAGUACAAACGGUUUUAUAUGUCCUCAGAUGGCUGCCGUCUCUGGCCCAGACCUGGCCCAGACCUGGCCCUGAUGCGCUCCAGCCAUCUGCUCUCUGGGAUUUGUUGCUGGUUCAUCCAUUUCACACUUCAUGAAAAAGCACCAAAUACAAUAAACCAAUAAAAGGUUUCGAUACAAAAA